This is a messenger RNA of Corythoichthys intestinalis (scribbled pipefish), 3651 nucleotides long. RefSeq names its product leucine-rich repeat-containing protein 19-like. Lineage: Eukaryota; Metazoa; Chordata; Actinopteri; Syngnathiformes; Syngnathidae. The transcript is spliced from 2 exons. The record is from RefSeq and is a predicted model, not a curated record. Bases 1871 to 2449 code for a protein of 192 amino acids.
UGCUGGUUGUUUUUUAUGUUUUUUUUUUAAUUCAUUAUUUGUUAGUUUAGUGUCUGGUUGGGACAAUAGGUUAGUAUUUGUAACUUAAUCAAUUUAGGUCAGUAAGUGAAUCAUCACUGCUAGCCAUCCCAGUCCAAACAAAUCGGACGUGAACCGCCGUCAAUGACAGAAAUGAGUUAACUGCUUAAAAUGAAAUGCGUACAUGCUAAAAAUACAGUAAAUGGAAAAUCACCUCGUAUAUACACAGUAUAUAUAUAAGAAAGCUAUAUAUAUAUAUAAAACUUUCUUUAACACCAUGGCCUCAUUUGAAAACAGAUUCAAAUGUCAUCGUAAUUGGUUUAAAAAAAAAAAAAAAAAAAGAAUUUAAAAAAAAACAUGUAAUUGCUACUAAAGAUUGAGUAACUCAUUAUUUCUCAAACAAAUAAUUUGAAUCCAUCUCAAUAUUCAUUGUUUUUCAUUGAAUGGAUGAAUGUGUUUUCUCAUUGAAUCUCCCUAUACUGUAAUGAAAAAACAUCUCGAGUCAACAACAAAAAAGUAAUUAAUCAUCCCCAAAAAAUUAUGUGGACAUUAGGCAUGUGCCGGUAUGAGAUUUUGAUGGUAUGAUAACCUCAAGCCAAAAUCACGGUAUCACAGUAUUGCAAUUACACCUCUAAAAUGGGUUACUUUGAAAUAUCUGGGUUAAAAUAAAUACAAAAAAAUGUUUUUCCAUCUAAUAGGAUUUUAGUUUUUCAAAACAUAUUAGCAAAUUGGAACAUAAGUAUAAUGUUAAGUUAAAUCACAUUUAAAUAAUAAUAAUAACCAAAGAUAACUGAAAUAUUCUAAAUAAAAUAAAAAUAAAUGAAGCCCUUUAGGUGAGCUUAAACCCACAGCCACAGCUCAACAUUAUUACCAUCAGAACAAAAAUAAUUGAAUUAUUUUCCAUAAAAAGCAGGUGUGUAUGACUCGUAUCAUAUUUAUGUUAUACACACACUCUCUUUCUCAACAAAGACAGUUGCCAGAGAGAAAAAAACACCAUGUUUUACCACCGCUAGACACACUAAACACGCUGGAGUUAACUCUCGUAGCUGGUGGGAAACGUUCAUGACAGUGUUUACUAACCUUUAAUUUUGCAUAAAUGCGAAAUCAUAUUGAAGGUAUUGCCUCCUCGGCAGCCACCCUCCACGAAUAUGUAUUACAUGUCGGUUGGCCCUCCUCCUCUAAGCCACGGCCAUCUGUAACUUUUCUGUAGACGAAGUAUUCCCAUACCAGCGAAUUCGUUUUCUUCGAUGGGGAAAAAAGUUCAUUAGUUUCACCUCUUCCAGCCAUCGUGUAGCACAGCUGACUCACUGACACUGAGCAACAACCGGUGGAGGAGGGUUGAGCCUUGGAGCUGCAAGCGAGGGAUGUCUCCCUGAAUUUUUGGGACAUAAAAAAUAGCUAAUACCUUAGGGACUGUAUGACAGAAAAUGUUUGCAGUUUUGAAACCAGGACCUUUUCAUAUUACGGUAUACCUUGAAACCCAUAUCUAGUGGACAUAUAACUCACUCAGAUAGUUACUAUUCUCUAGCUCAAAAAAUAUUACAACAAUAUUUUGGAUUUUAUGGAUGUCUCAUGUGUGAACAAAAUAUAUAGACACAGAAAUUUCAAUACUUAAACAGAAUGCAGUAUAGUAUUGAGGAAAAAAGGCCACAAAAUAUUAUGCAAACAUAAUAUUCUACGUACAUUGUAAUUUUUAAAUGAGCAGAAAAUCAUUUUCUUUCUAUAAGGAGAAAAGUGUGCGUCUGUAAAUUUUGCAGCUGUAAGUUAUUUUGAUAUUUCAAUGGCCCACAUUCCAGAAUAAUGGAAGAGCUGAUAUGAAAGGGAAUGACAUUUCUUGUUUCCUCAGUCUAAAAUGUUGUUUUGUUGGAUUAGGUGUGCUCACAGGCUUGGAGAAAUGUUCCAGUGGAUCUGCGGCGUCAUUGUGUCACUCGCCUUUUGUGAAACCUUGAUCAGAAAAGCACAUUGUGCAUCUGUAUAUGUCUCCCAGAGACAUCUUCUGACAGAGGACAGCGGUAAUGUCAACAGUAACACCAGUGACACUCGAGGUCUCACAAAUGAAGACAACACUCCAAAGUCAACAGAAUGGUCCUAUCUGGCCGCCGGACUGGGCACGGCCCUGACUGUCUCACUCAUCAUUGUGAUGGCCGUUAAAUUCCGUGUCUUCCACCGCUUUCUGGCCAGCUACAGACACUCCUUGCUGCAAGAGGCAGAUGGCAUUAGCAACUACGGACGAGACGAGCCAUCUUUUCCAAGCAGCGUAUCAAGUAGUGUCGGAGUGAUGAGAGACACUGUAGUCGCACCGGAGGAAGAUGACGACGGCUUCAUUGAAGAUAAUUACAUCCAAGCCAGUGAGAAAGCCAGGGCAGCGCGAGAAGAGGAGGAGUAUGGGGUCGAUGACAGUGAUGAUGAUUUGCAGUUUACAAUAGGGUGAGAGACUGCGGUAUCCGUGUUAUAUUUUAUUUUGAUCACGACUAAUGCGGAAACGCCCAACAUACAGUAUCUCUAUGCAAUUCUCUCUAUGUAUUUGUGUCAAUACAUGUUUGGCUGUAUCAUUAACUCAUUGGUCAAAAUUGAUAGUGAUAGAUAUCCACUGAAUGAACACUGCCAGCCCUCCCUGUGGCAUUGAAAUAAUAUCACUUCUGCCAGCACUCCCAGUUCAAAUGGAAUGGACGUGGCUGGCAGCAAAAUUAAUUGAAAGGGUUUGACUGUUUUAUUCAAAAAUGAAAUCAUUUGAUAACAACAGUGUAUGUAUCCAUUAAAAUGUGUUGAUUGUGUUCAGCAUUAAUUAUGAUGAAAGCAAACAUGUUUUUCCCUCUCUUUCAUUAGUUGUUGAAUAAUACAGUACACAGAAGAACGUGAAUGGCAUAUAUGUGCUUCAAUGUAAGGCAGCGUAUUCGACAGAUCCAACACUUUAUCUAAUGUCCAAAUUAGAUCCCCCCCCCCCCCAAAAAAAUAUAUAUAUUCAGUACUCGCUUCUUUUUGUCUCUAACAAAAGAUGCAACACUCAAACACUGACAUUUUACAAGGUUUUACAAGCAAAUUUACUUCAACUGAACAUUUCUGUACAUACUGUAAGUAGCACAGCCACUAUCAUCUUUAGAGGCAUUACCUGAUUCCAUGGGGGGGUGUAUUCUAAUUCAGGAACCACAAGUGCAGCAACCAAUAUACUGAGAACAAUCCAAUCUCCUCACGCAUACAUUUAGUCCCUCAGAAAAAGCCAAGAGAUUGAACAAUUUUACCAACAAUACCCAAAUACAAUCUCACUUUACUGUGAAGUGCAGAGGUAUUUCUACAAUGAGAUGCUGGAAAGGUGGCAGUGAAUACAUUCCAUUAAGCGCUGUGGUGUACUAAAACAAUAGAAUUAGAUCAUUGAAAAGAUGAAUUCACUGACUCAGAAAUGAAGUACACAUUCCCCCUGUAACACAUUCACUUUACUAUGAGUGCCUCCCUGCAUCUCUACUACAGAAGGAAAAUCCAUAGGAGCAAAUCUCCCAUACAAAUGUCAAUUUAUAUUAUAUAUUAUCAUUUAAGGGCACUGCUGCCCCCUGAGUACCCAUACAUGACAGAAUCCACUGGUGAUUACAUCUAAGCUACUGAAGAAAGGGUUUUUUUUCCUUCAAAAGGUUUUUUUUU